Messenger RNA from Macrosiphum euphorbiae (potato aphid), 1857 nucleotides. The record is from the annotation of a GenBank genome assembly. NCBI's taxonomy places the organism in Eukaryota, Metazoa, Arthropoda, Insecta, Hemiptera, Aphididae.
AUGGCCCCACGUAAAAGGAGUGAUAUAUGGAAUCACUUUACUGAAUUAGAAGAUAAUAAAGCCAAAUGUGGGUAUUGCAGUAACAAGUACAGUGUUGCUGGUGGAUCUUUUGGCAAUUUGAGACGCCACUUAAAAACUGUACAUCCCGCUGUAAUAAUAUCAAAAGCAGUAGUGACUAGUGAUGAAAGUCAUGUAGAUGAUCCUGCAGAUGAUGGUCCACCAGUAGAAACAUUGAUUGUUCCUGGUACUAGCGGUGUUAAACCAAGCCAACCUACUCAAAAACAAAGUAGCAUUAUGCAUUUUAUGCAAAAUAAGAAACCUAUGGCAGUCAGUAGAUCAAAACAAAUUGAUGAGCAGGUUACAAAAAUGAUUGUUAAAGGAUACUAUGCGUUUUCUAUAGUGGACGAUAAGGAAUUUCGAAAAUUCGUAAAAAUGUUGAACCCUGGAUACGAGCUUCCUUGUCGCCAGACAGUAUCUAAAAAUCUAGUUCCAAGAUUAUACAAUUCCACAUUAGAAAAUUUAAAAAAAAAAGUUGAAACUGCAAGGGCAGUUUCAUUAACAACAGAUGGAUGGACUUGUAUAAAUAAUAGGAGCUAUAUUGCAGUCACAGCUCAUUUUAUUGAUGGUGACGGUACAUUGUGUUCCGUUUGUCUUGGUUGCGAAUAUUUUGACCAACGGCACACGUCAGAUAAUUUAGCUGCCUUUUUAAAAAAAAUAGCAACUGAAUGGAAAUUGAAUAAUAAAGUUGUAGCCAUUGUUACCGAUAAUGCUUCAAAUAUUACUAAAGCUGUAGGUCAAUUACAUUAUCGACAUAUAGGAUGUUUUGCCCAUUCCAUUAAUCUUGUUGUUCAACACUCUCUUGAGAAUAUUUCGGUUAUAGUAUCUAAAGUAAAAAAAAUUGUUGAAUUUUUUAAACGUAGUAGUAAUGCAUUAGUAAAACUUAAUUCAACUCAAUCUCAAAUGGGUCUACCUACGUUGAAAUUAAAACAAGACUGUGUGACCAGAUGGAAUUCGACAUUUGAUAUGUUGAAGAGAAUUGUUUCCAUUAAAGAUGCUGUAAUUUCAACUUUAGCUGUGUUACAAACCGAAAUUGCAGUUUUAACUCCAGCUGAAUGGGAUAUAGUUGAAAAGGCCAUUGAUGUACUGCAAAUUUUUAAUGAAGUCACCAUCGAAGUCAGUUCGGAAAAAACAGUGUCUGUGUCAAAGGUAAUAGUUUUAGUUAGUUCUAUGUUCCAGACUAUAGAAACUUAUGUUCAUGAUAUAUCUUUGCCGUAUGAAGUAAACCAAAUGGCCAUUUCUCUGAAAAAUCAAUUGAGGAAAAGGUUUAGUGACAGUGAGGAAAAUGAAAUAAUGGCACAAGCCUCAAUUUUAGAUCCGAGAUUUAAAAAAUAUGGCUUUAUGAGUGAUAACAAAUUUAAAAAUGCUUUUUCUCUUUUGAGAUCACGUUUAGGAAAUAUUCGCUUACCAUCAAAUCAAAUAGACAAUGCUGAACAAACACCUUCCAUAUCAACUCCAUCUCCAUCUCCUCCAGUAUCUCUGUUGUGGAAAGUCUAUGAAGAAAAGGUAGAACAAUUCAAAGCCACUCAGACAUCAACAGCAUCCGGAAUAAUAGAAUUGGAUAGAUAUAUGCAAGAGCCAUUAAUAGAUCGGCAUGAGGAUCCUUUGAAAUGGUGGCAUGAACGAAAACAUAUAUAUCCUCAUCUACAUACAUUUGUCAUUAAGCGACUCUGUGUGACUGCAACUAGUGUUCCUUGUGAAAGGAUAUUUUCAGAAGCUGGCCAGAUUAUUACGUUAAAGAGAAACCGCUUGGAUACAAAAAAAGCAUCACAACUUAUAUUCUUACAUAAUAAUUUAUAA